Mesorhabditis spiculigera is the source of this 4776-nucleotide messenger RNA. The record is from the annotation of a GenBank genome assembly. Lineage: Eukaryota; Metazoa; Nematoda; Chromadorea; Rhabditida; Rhabditidae.
AUGCUGCCGACAAUCCAUCAAUAUCUGUGUGGAGAAGAUGACUACAAGUUUUUGCCAUCUCAUUGGCGCAAUUCAACAUUCGCUACCCUACCACACGUCACCGAAUGCACCCAACAUGUCGAACUCAGCUGGGCGCCCUUCAUUUUUCUUCUAGUUUUUAGUCCUUCUCUCCUACUUGAUCUCUUCCGCAGCCAAAACGGAAAACUCCGAACGUUUACCCCGAUUACCCUACGGAUCUAUAUCUGCAUUGUCUUAGUGUUUGAUCUCACCAUUUCUCUACUCUACAACCUGGCAAAUGUUAUUAAAGAGGAACCGGACGCCGGAAUCUAUCUGUUUGGCGAUAUUCCGCAAUAUCUCGGAGCUUGUGCCGCAUUGGUGUUCCUUUAUGCAUCAAAAAACCGUGGACUUGUGACAUCAGGAGUCCUAUUUAAUUAUUGGCUACUGUGCUGCCUGUGUGGAUUUACGGAGUUCCGAUAUAUUAUCAGCCUGUGGUGGCAUGGGGUAGAAAGUCCGGCAAUCGAUCAGUUCCGGUUUUUCCUCUACGCUAUCGGCUAUCCGCUUUACAUAUUGGAAUUGAUUCUGUCCUGCUUUGCCGAUCUGCCGGAACGAAACUAUGGAGGGAUGCAAUCGUCAUUUCUCAGCCAAAUCACGUUCAACUGGUUCACACCCUUGGCACGGCUCGGCUACAAGAAGUCCUUGGACAAGGAUGAUCUCUGGAAUUUGAAUGAUCGGGAUAAGACCUGGACGCUGCUGCCAAACUUCAUGACUUACUUCCAACCCCAACACAAGGCCUACCAAGAAAAACGUCGAGCCGCCGGCAACUCCUUCGAGCUGAAGGAAAAAGAGUUCCCCUCCAUCCUGAAGCCGAUCUUCCAAACCUACAAGAUGACAUUUUUGGCUGCCGGGUUUUAUAAGCUGAUUUUCGAUCUGCUUCAAUUUGCCUCGCCUCAUCUUUUGAAGCAGCUAAUUACAUUCAUCCAGGACCACAAUCAACCUGUCUGGGUUGGUGUUGCAAUCGCCAUGACGAUGUUCAUUGUUGCACUGCUGCAAUCAAUGGUUCUCCACCAAUACUUCCACGACAUGUUCCGUCUUGGCAUGAACAUCCGCUCGGUUUUGACAUCAGCAGUCUAUAAGAAGGCGCUUCUCCUAUCCAACAACGCUAGGAAAAACCGAAACGUUGGAGAAAUUGUUAACUUGAUGACCGUGGAUAUCCAACGCGUUCAGGAUAUGACGACAUUCGUAAUGCUCUUCUGGUCUGCUCCUCUUCAAGUCACCCUUUCCAUCUACUUCCUCUGGCGUCUUCUCGGUUUCUCCGUCCUGGUCGGCGUGCUGAUCCUCAUCCUCAUGAUCCCCUUGAACAUCUGGAUCUCCAUGAAAAUGAGGACAUAUCAGCAAACGCAAAUGAAAUAUAAGGACGAGAGGUUGAAGAUGAUGUCUGAGAUUUUGAACGGCGUCAAGGUGUUGAAACUGUAUGCCUGGGAAAAGAGCAUGGAGCAGAUGGUUUUGGAGAUACGCAUGAAGGAGAUCCGCGUCUUGAAAGAGCUGGCUUUCCUGAACGCGGCGACAACGUUGUCCUGGAGCUGUGCGCCGUUUUUAGUCGCUGUUCUUACUUUCGGUGUCUACGUGACGGUGGACCCGGUGAACAACGUGCUAACUCCGCAAAUCACAUUCGUCGCCUUGACCCUGUUCAAUAUCAUGCGAUUCCCGUUGGCCAUCUUCGCCAUGAUUUAUACCCAAGCCCUUCAAUGUCACGUCUCAAACAAUCGUCUGAAAGGGUUCUUUGCCGAGCAGGAAAUGGAACCUCAGCUUCUUAAUGCCAAGGAUACUAGUGAAGAUGCCAUUCGAAUCGAUCAAGGAAACUUCACCUGGGAGUCAUCGGAGGAAAAUCCUUUGCUAAAGAAUUUGAGUCUAUCCAUUCCGCGUGGUUCUCUUGUCGCUAUCGUUGGAAAAGUCGGAUCCGGAAAGAGCAGUUUGUUCAGCGCCAUGCUAGGAGAAAUGAAUCGCGUUGGCGGCCACGUUGACAUAAUGGGAAAUAUUGCAUAUGUUCCGCAGCAAGCAUGGAUCCAGAAUAUGUCACUUCGAGACAACAUCCUAUUCAAUAAGCCGUUUGAUCGAGAAUUUUACGAUAGAGUCAUUGAAUGCUGCGCUCUAAAGCCCGAUCUAGCUACGUUGCCAGCUGAGGAUAUGACUGAAAUUGGUGAAAAGGGCAUCAAUCUCUCUGGUGGCCAAAAGCAACGCAUUUCACUGGCUCGUUCGGUGUAUUCUGGCGCUGACAUCCUCCUCCUUGAUGACCCCCUUUCCGCUGUUGAUGCACACGUCGGAAAACAUAUCUUCGAACAAGUCAUUUCAUCCGAUACUGGUGUUCUAAAGCAUACCACCCGAAUUUUAAUCACCCACGGCCUGCAUUUCCUGAAAUAUUGCGACCAAAUCGUGGUUAUGAAGGAUGGGCGAAUCUCGGAAAAGGGCUCAUACCAAGAACUGAUGAAAUCGCAAGGAGCGUUUGGAGAAUUUUUGGAAGAAUAUCUGGUCGAAGAGGCAAAGACCAGAGGCCGAUCUGUAUCUUUCGGAGAAGAUUCUGAGGACGUCAGCGAACUACUCAAUGAAAUCGAAAAAGUGGCGCCAGAGAAGAGGAAGCGGAUUGAGUCUCAAAUUAGUCAAGUCCAUUCAUCUACGGAGAGUUUGAACAAACAGCCACCAACUCCCAUCAAACGAAAGGUAUCUGUUGCUCCAUCGCUGUCGUCCCCAAAGGCGAAAGAAGAGCUUGGAAAAGCUGAAAAGGAAGAGGUUCCAUCAAAUGAUGAGAAGAAGGCGUUGUUGGAUAAAGAAGCCUCUCCGGUUAAAGGAAAGCUUGUUGAGAAAGAGGGAAUGGAGACUGGAAAGGUGAAAUGGACUGUUUACACUGUCUAUUUGGCGGCUAUUGGAUAUGGUAUCGCUGCGCUUUUCCUUGGAGUCUAUAUUUUCAGCAGUGUCCUUGGUGUAUUUUCCAAUCUGUGGCUCGCUAGAUGGUCUGACGAUGCUAAGAAAAUCCAGGGCGAUUCAAAUGGCGAAAACCAAACGAGAUACCGUCUAUUGGUGUAUGCUGGAUUGGGCGUUGGUCAAGCCUGCUCAAUCUGUGCCGCUUCCAUUAUUAUGGCUCUCGGUAUGGUGCGAGCUUCAAGGAUUUUGCAUGAAGGGUUCCUGGAAAAUAUCCUGCAUAGUCCAAUGAGCUUCUUCGAUACAACACCACUUGGUCGUAUUUUGAAUCGAUUCGGAAAGGAUAUCGAUAUGCUGGAUAGUCGUCUCCCAUCGAGCGUGCUGACUUUUGUCGGAGCCCUCGUGCAGGCGAUCGCCAUCGCUAUCGUCUCAUUCUACGCAACCCCUAGUGCUGCAUGGCCGUCGAUUGGGCUGCUCGUCCUCUAUCACUAUCUCAGGGAUGUGGAUGCGAUAGACGCCACCCUACCCCGCUCGUUGCUGUCCUUCACGCGAAUCGUUCUGAACGUGGCUGAAAUUCUGAUCGUACUCGGCUGGGCGAGCCCAAUCAUUAUCCCGUCCACCCUACCGCUUGCCGCUUUAUAUGCCCUGCUUUUGCGCUUCUAUGUAUCGACGUCUCGUCAACUAAAACGUUUGGAAUCGACGACACGCUCGCCGAUUUAUUCGCAUUUCCAAGAAUCGAUCCAAGGCGCUUCAUCAAUCCGAGCCUACAAUGUUGUCGACAAAUUCAUCCAAGAAUCUGCGACCAGGGUCGAUGAUAACUUGGCUACCUAUUAUCCGAGUAUUGUUGCUAAUCGCUGGCUAGCUGUUCGACUGGAACUGAUCGGAAAUAUGAUCGUGUUGUUUGCGGCUUUGUUCGCAGCCCUGUUCCGUGACACACCUGGCUUGACGGCCGGUCUGGUCGGAUUGUCGGUCUCUUAUGCUCUAAACAUUACGCAAACACUAAACUGGGCCGUCAGAAUGACCAGCGAGCUCGAGACUAACAUUGUGGCCGUUGAAAGGAUAAAGGAAUACACAGAAACACCUAGGGAAGGCAUGGAAUCAAAUGAAAUCCCGGAGGAAAAAGAUUGGCCACGCACUGGGGAGAUCAUCUUCAAGGAUCUGUCACUACGUUAUCGCUCCGGAUUGGACCUUGUUCUCUAUGAAGUCAAUGCAACCAUAAAACCAUCGGAAAAGAUUGGAAUUGUUGGAAGGACCGGGGCCGGAAAGUCGUCAUUGACGCUUGCACUCUUCCGUAUCAUUGAAGCAGAAAAGGGAAUAAUUCUCAUCGAUAAUGUCGAUAUUGCUAAACUGAAACUGGAGCGUCUCCGAUCUCGUUUGACUGUGGUUCCUCAAGAUCCAGUCUUGUUCUCCGGCACCCUGAGGAUGAACUUGGAUCCUUUCAAAACCUAUACGGACGCGGAAAUCUGGCAGGCACUUGACAACGCCCAUCUUGGUUCGUUUGUCGGUGAUUUGCAGGAGAAGCUUUCGCAUCAGAUCCAGGAAGGAGGUGGCAACUUGAGUGUGGGCCAGCGACAGCUGUUGUGCUUGGCAAGGGCGUUACUCAGAAAAACGAAGAUCCUGAUUCUGGAUGAAGCUGCAGCGGCAGUUGAUAUGGAAACCGAUGCACUUAUUCAGAAAACAAUCAAAGAGCAAUUCAGCGAGUGCACAGUGCUUACCAUCGCCCAUAGACUAAAUACGGUAAUGGAUUCGGACCGUUUAAUGGUCCUGGAACGAGGAUCAAUCGUUGAAUUUGAUGCUCCAAGGACAUUGCUUGAAAACAAGAAUGGCGUCUUCUAUUCAAUGGCUAAAGAUGCACAACUUGUC